This is a messenger RNA of Knipowitschia caucasica, 873 nucleotides long. Lineage: Eukaryota; Metazoa; Chordata; Actinopteri; Gobiiformes; Gobiidae. The record is from the annotation of a GenBank genome assembly.
AUGCUGGUCCCAGAGGCAGGACUAAACAAGGCGCUGCAACCACCUCCUCCCCUCCUCCUCCCCUCCUCCUCACCUCCUCCUCCCCACCUCCUCCCCACCUCCUCCCCUCCUCCCCUCCCCACCUCCCCUCCUCCCCUCCUCCUCCCCUCCUCCCCACCUCCUCCCCUCCUCCUCCUCUCCUCCCCACCUCCUCCCCUCCUCCUCCCCCCUCCUCCCCACCUCCUCCUCCCCACCUCCUCCUCCUCCCCUCCUCCUCCUCCUCCUCCCCACCUCCUCCCCUCCUCCUCCCCACCUCCUCCUCCUCCCCUCCCCUUCUCCUCCACUCCUCCUCCUCCCCACCUCCCCUCCUCCCCUCCCCACCUCCUCCCCUCCUCCUCCUCUCCUCCCCACCUCCUCCCCUCCUCCCCCUCACCUCCUCCCCUCCUCCUCCCCACCUCCUCCCCUCCUCCUCCUCUCCUCCCCACCUCCUCCCCUCCUCCUCCUCCCCUCCUCCUCCUCACCUCCUCCCCUCCUCCUCCCCACCUCCUCCCCUCCUCCUCACCUCCUCCCCUCCUCCUCCCCUCCUCCUCCUCACCUCCUCCCCUCCUCCUCCUCUCCUCCCCACCUCCUCCCCUCCUCCUCCCCUCCUCCUCACCUCCUCCCCUCCUCCUCCCCUCCUCCUCCCCACCUCCUCCCCUCCUCCUCCUCCCCUCCUCCUCCUCUCCUCCUCCUCCCCUUCUCCCCCUCACCUCCUCCCCUCCUCCUCACCUCCUCCUCACCUCCUCCCCUCCUCCUCCCCUCCUCCUCCUCCCCUCCUCCCCUCCUCCUCCCCACCUCCUCCCCUCCUCCUCCCCUCCUCCUCCCCACCUCCUCCGCUUUCCUACUGUUCUAUAA